Messenger RNA from Striga asiatica, 1390 nucleotides. The record is from the annotation of a GenBank genome assembly. Lineage: Eukaryota; Viridiplantae; Streptophyta; Magnoliopsida; Lamiales; Orobanchaceae.
AUUUGAUCUAAACUCAAGCAUUUUCUAUUUUUUUUUUACUGAGUCGGGCCGAAUAUAAAAAAUGGAUCUCGUCAAGCUCGAGCAGUGAAAAAAAUGGAGCAAACAUUACAGAUUGUUUUACAGAUUGUAGAAUUUCAAGAAUGUGUGGUUUGAUUGGUGAGCAGAGGAUUUUGUGGGCCCACAUAACCCACAACAAUUUGCACCAUUUCAAUUUCUGUACUCUGUGUUUUCAUCAUGUCCACAAACCCCUUUUCUCUGUCUUGUGCCCUCUCACACUCUCACACACACAAAUCCAUUCAAAGUGAGAUUCAGAAAGAAGAAAGAUAAAAAAAAUUGAUGGGCUUUAGGUGUGCAGAUAAACUGAGGAAAAAUUAGGCGAAAAAAAGCAAAUAAAUGCAAGAAAGAGGAUGAAUAAUGUGCUAUGCUGUCCAUGGCCGCUCACACAGCUGUAUUUUUAUCUCCUUACAUUUGUAGCUGCAAACUCAAGCCUUCACCAAAACCUGCUGUUCUUUUGCCCCAAUCCUUGACUGAUCGAAGGCCUUCUUACAAUUCCCUCGUUUUCCAGGCUGCACGACUUUUGGGCCCUCCGGCAAAGUUCGAAGAAUCAAAGCUAAAGGUGUUAUUUCUGGGAGAAAUCGGCACGCCAACCAGAAUCAUGCCAAGAACUUACACUCUUUCACAUUGCGACUUCACGGCUAAUCUAACUCUAACUAUUUCGAAUGUUAUCCCACGUGAUCAGCUGACUGGGUGGUAUAAUAAAGACGAUGUUGUUGCUGAGUGGACACAAGUUAAAGGUGAUUUGUUCCUAAAUGUCCAUUGCUAUGUGAGCGGACCAAAUUCUUUCUCAUCAAUGGCUGCCGAAUUUAGAUACCACAUAUUCUCUAAAGAAUUGCCACUGGUUCUUGAGGCCGUUUUGUAUGGAGAUUCGGAUCUUUUCAAAGAACGCCAAGAACUAAUGGAUGCUUUAGUGAGAGUGUAUUUCCAUUCGAGCUUCAAGAAGUAUAACCGAAUGGAGUGUUGGGGACCAUUGAAGGAUGCUGCUCGGGGCAAAGGAGUGGAACAGAUUAAUGGAUAUAUGUCUGCAAGCAAAGAUAAUCCUGGUGAUUCCAAAUUUUGGGGGACUCCAAAAUCAUUCUUUCAAGCACUAGCUACAUUCUUGCUCUGAUUUAUGUGGAUAAUAAUAUCUUGGAUAUCAAAAGGGCCCUGUUUUGGAGUUUCACAUGAUAUGCAUUCAUUCUCAUUCUAUAGCUGGAAUUGUUUUGAGUUCAUUUUACUGAUUUGAAGGUAAUAUAUGGACAAAAACUCAUGUCUGUCCUGAUUCUUGUUUAAAGAAAAGAAGAUUGAGUAGUGUAUAGUGUGCAUUCUAAAAAAUUUGGCCUUAAUACUGAAA